Messenger RNA from Entelurus aequoreus (snake pipefish), 899 nucleotides. Its product is annotated as START domain-containing protein 10-like. Gene Ontology annotation, molecular function: lipid binding. The transcript has 6 exons. Bases 26 to 811 code for a protein of 261 amino acids. NCBI's taxonomy places the organism in Eukaryota, Metazoa, Chordata, Actinopteri, Syngnathiformes, Syngnathidae. The record is from RefSeq and is a predicted model, not a curated record.
UGGAUUUGGGCUCAUUUUGUGCAAGAUGCCCGUUCAGAUCCCGGACGACUCGGACUUCUCGUCCUUUAAAGACCAGUGCCUGAGCGCGGAUGGCUGGACCAGGCGCUACCACAAGGGUGGGGUGACCGUGUGGUGUAGCCCGGAUGAAGGCAGGAGCCUACAAAAGAUCAAGAUGAAAAUAGCGUGCAAGGACGUGAGUGCGGAGACUCUGUACGACGUGCUGCACGACACCAGCUACCGCAGGAAGUGGGACAGCAACAUGAUAGACACCUACGACAUCGGCAGGCUGACGGUCAAUGCAGACGUGGGAUAUUACUCCUGGAGGUGUCCCAGUCCACUGAAGAACCGCGACUUUGUGACCAUGAGGUCCUGGCUCCCGCUGGGCAGCGACUACCUGAUCAUCAACUACUCUGUCAAACAUCCGCAACAUCCCCCCAAGAAAGAGUUUGUGCGAGCUGUGUCUUUGCUCACAGGAUAUUUCAUCCAGUCCGACGGAGCCAGCAGCUCCACGCUGUACUACCUGACCCAGGUGGACCCUCGAGGUUCUUUACCAAAGUGGGUGGUGAACAGAGUCUCUCAGUUUGUGGGCCCCAAGGCCAUGAGGAAGAUCUACAAGGCGUCCCAGAAGUAUCCUGACUGGAAGAGGAAGCACAAUCCCGACCUGAAGCCGUGGAUGUUUCCCGAGCAGAACACUCUGCCGUGCAUCAGCUUGUCGGAUCUGACACUGCAGCAUGCUGACUCCUUAGAAAACAUCGACGAGAGCGGCUUGAGCGAGGAGAAGACCAACCACAGCGAUGACGAGGAGACCUGAACAUUUCUGUCAUGUCCUUCAUUCUCUUCUCGCUGGAAAUGAAAGAUAAGACCGUCGUCAUUCUGUCAGUCAAAUGUCAUUUUCCACG